AUGAUCCAAGUCUUGACCGCCACCUCGUCCUUUCUGGCUCUCCUGGCCUUUGUCGCCGUCCAGCUGCCCACAUGGACACUCGCAAUGCAGCCUGCGCAGGCCCAGGACAUCACGCAGAUCGAGCACAUUGUGCUGUUCAUGCAAGAGAACCGAGCCUUCGACCACUACUUCGGGACCGCAGCGGGCGUGCGCGGCUUUGGCGAUCCCAACGUCGUCAUCAGCAGCGACACAAACAAGACGUCCUUCUGGAACCCCGUGUCGGCACCCGCCGCCGGUAGUUCGCCUCCUUCGCCCCCAACCCCGCCUCCCGGAGUGACGCACCUGCUGCCCUGGUACAUCAACCACCAGGGCGGCGACUCCAACGACCGAUGGCAGUGUUCCCUCGCCGGGUCCAACAGCUGGCAGCAGAACCACGCUGCCUUCGACAACGGCAACGUCAACAAAUGGGCCUCCAAGAACACGCCCUUCUCGCUGGCCUACUACAAGCGCCAGGACAUCCCGCUACACUUCGCCGUCGCCGAAGGCUGGACGCUGGCAGAUAACUACCACGAGUCGGUCAUCAGCUCGACCGACCCGAACCGCAUCUCGUGGCUCGCGGGGACGAUCGGCAUCGACCAGGCCAAGCUCAACCUCGGCGGGCCGGCCAUCGACAACAGCGAGACCGCGGGGUGCGAGACGGCCAGCGAUGGCUCGACCUACUCGUGCUACCCGUACAAAUGGAAGACGCUGCCCGAGUACCUCGAGCAAGCCGGCAUCUCGUGGCAGGUGUAUCAGGACACGGACAACUUUGACGACAACCCGCUCGCGUGGUUCCAGCAGUUCCAGCAGGCGCCCACUGCCUCCCCGCUCGCCCAAAAAGGUCUUGCGUUCGUGGGGCUCGACAAGUUCUACUCGGAUGCGCAGCACGGUACGCUGCCGCAGGUGAGCUUCAUCGUCGGGCCGACCGAGCUGAGCGAGCACCCGCCUUACGGCCCGCUCGACGGUGCAUGGCUCCAGAAGAAGGUCGUCGAUGCCGUGACGCGCGGGGCCAAGUAUGCGAGCACCGCGCUCAUCGUUUCGUACGACGAGACGGGCGGGUGGGCGGACCAUGUCAUGGCCCACUUCCCCACACCCACCGAGGCACCCAACGAGUGGAUCGUCGACCCGUACAACAAGUCGCUCGGCCAGCAACCCGUCGGCCCAGGCUUCCGUGUGCCCUUCUAUGUCAUUUCACCCUUCACGCGUAAUGGCGGCGUGUUCUCGGAGCCAGCGGCACACGAAUCCCAGAUCCUCUUCGUCGAACAGUGGGCCCAAGCCAUCGGCAAACCCUUCCGCCAGGAGAGCAUCACCCAGUGGCGCCGCACGCAGCUGUCCGAUCUGACGUCGAUGUUCGACUUCUCGACGCGCGACACGUCGCUGCCCGCACUCCCCGACGUGCGCGCCGCCAGCCAGGACAGCAAGGGCACCUACAACGGCUACGCCACCUGCAAGGCCAAGUACGGCGCGCACCAGCCGCUCGUCCCCUGGGCCCAGGCCGAUGCCGACGCCUGGGUGCUCGAAACCGGUUUCAAGCCCGUCCGCGGCACCCCAAGCGAGGGCCACUUCUACGUGUUUGAGCAGGCCAACCGUGCGCUCAGCUUCGACACACGUUCGGGAACCCUCGCGACCAGUGCUGCGGUGCGCGACCACUCGGCUGCCGACCAGAGGUUCGUCGUCCACGCCGUCAGCCGUGCACUCAGGAACAAGGCAUUCUACCUCUCGCCCGCCGCCGCCGCCGUUGCGGGCCAGUACAUCGGCAGGGACGGACGGCUGACGGGUGAUACGCGCAGGGCGGCCGUGUUCGUGUUCGAUGACGCCAGGGACGGCAAGGGCUACGAGAUUCAUGCUGAUGCGAAGCUGCCUGGCGCGUUCGAGGGCAAGAGCGGAGCCAGGAUCUUUUCAGUGACAUAUUAG
This is a messenger RNA of Sporisorium graminicola, 1932 nucleotides long. RefSeq lists its product as uncharacterized. The transcript has a single exon. The record is from RefSeq and is a predicted model, not a curated record. Gene Ontology annotation, molecular function: hydrolase activity, acting on ester bonds. Bases 1 to 1932 code for a protein of 643 amino acids. Lineage: Eukaryota; Fungi; Basidiomycota; Ustilaginomycetes; Ustilaginales; Ustilaginaceae.